AUGUCGACGCUGCUCGCGGCGGAGAACGCGCAUCUCUUGGCAGAGCAGGCGCAGCAGGCGGCCGGUGGUGCGCUCGUCGCGGCGAUCGCGCUCGUCACGUCCGCGCCGGGCGGCAUGCCGGACAUGGUGAGCCUGCACGCGGAGCUGCUGGCCGCGUCGCAGCAGCAGCAGAGCGCGCAGGAGUACCUCCGGCAGGCGAACGACUCUCUGCGCGGCGCCAAGCCGACCCUCGAGGCGGCGAUGCAUUCGCUCGUGAGCGCUCAGGCUGCCCGCGCGCCGGCGUACGGCGCGCCGCCACCCGCGUACGGCAGCGCCGCGCAGACGUACGACCCCUCCCACGGGACUAAGCGCACGCUGGACGGCGACGCAAAGGUGGCCAUGUACAAGACGGUGCUGUGCAAAGGGUUCGCGUCGGAAGCUGGCUGCCCGUACGGCGCCAAGUGCAAGUUUGCACACGGGCAGGAGGAGCUGCGCGCGAGGCCGGCGCCGGCGCCUCCUUCUGCCCCACCGACAUCGCAGCAGUAUGCGCCUCCGAGCGCCUACUUCAGCGGGAUGGCGGCGGCGGACCCGUAUGCGUACGGCAGCAACCCGAUGCCGCCGCCGGACCCGUACUACGCUGCGAGGCAGCUGCCGGCGGCGGACCCGUAUGCGAGGCAGCCGGCGGCGGCGGACGCGUACGUGAGGCAGGGGGUGGGCGCCCAGUAG
Emiliania huxleyi CCMP1516 is the source of this 705-nucleotide messenger RNA. RefSeq lists its product as hypothetical. The transcript is spliced from 2 exons. The record is from RefSeq and is a predicted model, not a curated record. NCBI's taxonomy places the organism in Eukaryota, Haptophyta, Isochrysidales, Noelaerhabdaceae. Gene Ontology annotation, molecular function: metal ion binding; mRNA binding. The coding region runs from base 1 to 705 and encodes 234 amino acids.